Biomphalaria glabrata is the source of this 633-nucleotide messenger RNA. RefSeq lists its product as uncharacterized. Bases 9 to 518 code for a protein of 169 amino acids. The transcript has 4 exons. The record is from RefSeq and is a predicted model, not a curated record. Lineage: Eukaryota; Metazoa; Mollusca; Gastropoda; Planorbidae.
AAAAGUUCAUGCCAACUUUUAUUAAACUGGAACGUCCAUCCGAGAUAUUCAUUAGUAGCCUAUCCAAGAGAAUGAUGUUCAACUAUCGCUUUUUCGGGGGCAUACUAAUUGUCUUUAUUACAGUUGAUGUCGUAUUUUCGGCUGAUAGAUGUCGACUGACCAAUAUGGGGUCAGUCAGGACCAACCAGACUAUUCACAACAAGCCAGUCCUCUAUAAAACCGUUCCAGAGAAUUGCACAGAGGGAGAAUUCGAUUGGGACUGGCCACAGGGCUACAUCUACCUCUCCUCCACACUAGGCAGACCUCACUCUCUGUGUGUCCAGACAACCGAAUUCGGGGCAGUGAUGUUAGGUGGAGUAAGUGACGUCACAGGUGGGAAGGACGUUCCAUUGGCACUACCUACACAAGAUCACCCGGCCUGCUCUAUUGCAACAUCAGGCAAAGCAGAACUUCUCAUUUCAGCUUUUAGCACGCAAAUCUAUUGGACUACAUUUGGAUAUAGAGUGAAUCUCUUAUAAUGAGCUUACGGGUAUAAUAGCAUUGCAUAUGUAAAAAUAAAAACGUCUCGUGAUGUGAAGAAAUGGAAUAACUGAACAUAUACAUUGUAAUAAAAGCUAACUAUUAUAACAAGAA